Recurvomyces mirabilis is the source of this 627-nucleotide messenger RNA. RefSeq lists its product as uncharacterized. Gene Ontology annotation, molecular function: transmembrane transporter activity. The coding region runs from base 1 to 627 and encodes 208 amino acids. The record is from RefSeq and is a predicted model, not a curated record. Gene Ontology annotation, biological process: transmembrane transport. NCBI's taxonomy places the organism in Eukaryota, Fungi, Ascomycota, Dothideomycetes, Mycosphaerellales, Teratosphaeriaceae. The transcript has 2 exons. Gene Ontology annotation, cellular component: plasma membrane.
AUGCAGGCAUCAGGCGCCAUAUUCUGGAACGCCCUCCUCUCCACCUGGUCAGGCGGCGCUCGGUGGAUACUUGUCAUGGCCGCCUGCCUGCUCACAGCCUUCGGAGGUUCCUUGGGUACAAUGAACCCAGACAACGUGGUCCAAACCGUUGCCAUCGCCACAGUCGCAGCCUUUGGUCUCGGAGGCGUACUCGUGCCCGCCGCUACGGUCGCCAUGAUUGCCGCUCCAGACGCCUUGAUAACGACUUGUGCAGCACUCUCGCUCUCGGUUCGUGCGGUGGGUGGUGCGAUCGGGUAUAGUAUCUACUACAACAUUUUCGCGGGCAAGCUGAAGAAGAAGUUGCCGGUCUUAGUCGCGGAGUAUGCUGUCCGAGCCGGUUUGCCAUUGGCAUCCGCGACCGUCUUCGUUGAGACCUACCUCACUGCACCAGCUGAGAUUGGCACGGUCCCUGGUGUUACGGAGACUGUGCUUGCUGGAGCACUGAAGGGGUCUCAAUGGGCGUAUGCUGAGUCGCUACAUUAUGUUUGGUUCACCAGCGUCGCUUUUGGUGUCCUGGCAAUUGCUGCGGCAGCUGCAUUGCCAAAUACGAGGAAGUUUGAGACGAAUCGCAUUGCGGUUGCUUUGUGA